GAGAGCGUCACCCCGGAGGACGGGAUGGCAUGCAGGACUCGUGUUUAUUAUCAUUUAUUGUAGCAGACUAACUGUCCUAACCGUCCAGGGUUCGGGAUGUGGAGGAGAGCGGGGAUCCUGUGCAGGUUCCCCGGGACCAGCGUGCAGCGCAGGGCCCGGGGAACCUGCUGCGGGACGGCGGGGGAGAGGUGGAGCAGACCCGGAGGGUUCGACACGGGAGUGACGGUGUUCAACAGCCGGACCAGAGGGAAGGAGAAGCUGCUGGUGGCCCGGGAGGGGACGGUGACCUGGUACAGCUGUGGACCCACCGUGUACGACCACGCUCACCUGGGACACGCCUGCUCGUACGUCCGGUUCGACAUCCUGCAGAGGAUUCUGUCGCGGCUGUUCGGCACCACCGUCAUUCACGCCAUGGUCAUCACCGACAUCGACGACAAAAUCAUCAAGAGAAGUUGGGAGGAGAACGUCUCUGCCGCCGUCAUCGCCAGGAAGUACGAGGAGGAAUUCAAAAGGGACAUGCUGUCGUUAAAGGUGGUUCCUCCCGCGGCGUACCUCCGAGUCACCGACAACGUGCCCCGUAUCGUGGCCUUCAUCCAGGGGAUUCUGGGGAACGGACACGCGUACGCCACAGAAGGAGGCGACGUGUAUUUUGACGUCCAGUCCAUCGGAGACCGCUACGGCGUGUUCGUCGGCGCCGUGGGUUCCCCGGGAGAGGCCGGCGGCUCAGACAAGCGGGACGUGAGGGACUUCGCCCUGUGGAAGCGGGCCAAACCUCAGGAGCCGUCCUGGGAGUCCCCGUGGGGCCGAGGCCGGCCGGGCUGGCACAUCGAGUGCUCCACCGUCGCCAGUGGCGUGUUUGGCAGCCAGCUGGAUAUCCACUCCGGCGGCGUGGACCUGGCGUUCCCCCACCACGAGAACGAGGUGGCCCAGAGCGAGGCCUUCCACGGCUGCAGCCAGUGGGGGAACUACUUCCUGCACUCAGGUCACCUGCACAUGAAGGGGAGCACGGAGAAGAUGUCCAAGUCCCUGAAGAACUACGUCACCAUCAAGGAUUUCCUGCAGUCCUACUCGGCCGAUGAGUUCCGGAUGUUCUGUCUCUGGAGCAAAUACCGAUCAGCGAUAGACUACAGCGACAGCAGCAUGAGCGAGGCUCGGAUCUCUCUGGAAACCAUCCGCACCUUCGCCGGCGCUGCUCAGGCCUACAUGACGGGUCAGCUGCAGUGCUCAGGCGUGCAGGAAGCUCUGCUGUGGGAAAGGCUGGCUGAGACCAAGUCCAGCGUGCUGGAAGCUCUGGCCGACGACUUCGACACACCGAGAGCCGCCGUCGCGCUGAUGAACCUGGUCUACCACGGAAACUGCCAGCUGCAGCCUGUUUCCACGGCGGACGGGGCGGCGCGGAGCCCGGCCGUGUUCGGGGCCGUGCUGACGUACAUCAGGGAGGUUCUGGACGUGUUCGGCAUCGAUCUGCUGCAGCUUCAGGAGGCCGGAGCGCUGAGCGGAGCCGGAGGCCUGGAGGCCGUCGUGGAGCAGCUGACCCGCUUCAGGAGCGACGUCCGAGCGUUCGCUCUGGCCCGCCAGGACCAGCCCGGGUCUCCCAGGAAACCGGGACCGCACCCGGACCGGGUCCCGCUGCUGCAGGCCUGCGACGCCCUCCGGCGGGACCUGGCACCCCUGGGUGUGCUGAUCAAGGACCGAGGAGCCGCGUCCACGUGGGAGAUCCAGCACCAGCAGAGAGGAGCCCCGCAGCAGGACCAGAACCAGGACCUGGACCAGAACCAGGACCAGGACCAGGACCAGGACCGGGGUCAGGACCCGGGGAGGUGAAACCCACCGGCUCUCUGCAGGGAGAUGGGUUUCCUGCCGCGUCGCCGCCCUGAUGAGAUGAAGACUGAGCUCACACUGGAAACCAGACAACCAAGAAUAUUAACUUUAAUUUAACGAGUGCUGCUCUGCUCCCCCGAGGACGUGUCCCCCACUGGUGGGGGAACGCCUGGUUCAGGGGUCAGAGGUCAGCAGCUCCGACCCUGAGCGACCCCCCCCCCGUCAUGUCAUUGGUUAAUUAUCUGAUGAGCUUGUAGCAGAUGUGAUGGAUGUGGUUCUUCUAAGGUUCCCUGUACGUGUGUCUGCGUGUCCUGCAGACACUUAUUUUUAAAUAAAUGUUCCUCAGACGUUCACACAAUUGUGCAAGUUCAU
Molecule: messenger RNA, 2193 nt
Organism: Cololabis saira (Pacific saury)
Lineage: Eukaryota; Metazoa; Chordata; Actinopteri; Beloniformes; Belonidae
Gene: cars2
Product: cysteinyl-tRNA synthetase 2, mitochondrial
Exons: 15
Coding region: 97-1824 (575 amino acids)
Biological process (GO): cysteinyl-tRNA aminoacylation
Cellular component (GO): cytoplasm
Molecular function (GO): ATP binding; cysteine-tRNA ligase activity
Source: RefSeq, a predicted model, not a curated record